GGCCGCGGCUGGCUGCAGUCCAGCGACCACAUCCAGACGUCCUCGCUGUGGUGGAGAUGCUUCCACGAGGGCGGCGGCAGCGGCUCCUACGACGAUGGCUGCCAGAGCCUCAUGGAGUACGGUGACGUGGGGAAGAGCAGCCGCUGCCAUGCUCUUCUGCGGCUUCAUCAUCCUGGUCAUCUGUUUCAUCCUCUCCUUCUUUGCCCUCUGUGGGCCGCAGAUGCUCGUCUUCCUAAGAGUGAUUGGAGGCCUCCUUGCCCUGGCUGCUGUGUUUCAGAUCAUCUCCCUGGUCAUCUACCCGGUGAAGUACACACAGACCUUCAACCUUCAUGCCAACCCUGCUGUCACUUACAUCUAUAACUGGGCCUAUGGCUUCGGGUGGGCGGCCACGAUUAUCCUGAUUGGCUGUGCCUUCUUCUUCUGCUGCCUCCCCAACUACGAAGAUGACCUUCUGGGCAAUGCCAAGCCCAGGUAUUUCUACAGCUCCGCCUAAGGCGGGGGAGAUGAGAGCAGAAGAAAAUCCCUGCUGCCCAGAUGGAUUUCAGAGGAAGAAACUUGGAACCUAUUUUGCGCCACUGUUUUUCUUACGAAAUUAGUCCAAAAUGCUAAAAUCAUUUGGUAGAAAAUGUUUCUUACAUGUGUUACAGUUUCAUAUUCAUCUUUUAUGUAUGUUUUGUGGAGUUAAGUAAGACUUGUUUCUUUUCACUAACGACUUGUACUAUGCCACUAUUUCCUUAUAUCAGUCCAUAAUAUUCAUACUAUAUUUAUAAGAGAAUAUGAACAUGCAACUUAACACUUUUUUACGGUAAAAAUGAGAAUACUUCCAAGAUUUAACAACUGGAUUAAGUUUUUGUUAUUUCCAGAUAGAACGGCCUGAGUCUAUGAAGGGCUAAGGAGAAGAGGGAGAUAUUGAUUGGUAGAAAUUGUCAGAUCAGCUGGGCUCGGUGGCUCAGCCUGUAAUCCCA
This is a messenger RNA of Carlito syrichta (Philippine tarsier), 965 nucleotides long. RefSeq names its product PERP, TP53 apoptosis effector (gene PERP). The transcript is spliced from 3 exons. Gene Ontology annotation, biological process: cell-cell adhesion. Gene Ontology annotation, cellular component: cell-cell junction. The record is from RefSeq and is a predicted model, not a curated record. NCBI's taxonomy places the organism in Eukaryota, Metazoa, Chordata, Mammalia, Primates, Tarsiidae. The coding region runs from base 95 to 493 and encodes 132 amino acids.